AAGUGGCCCGGUUGAAGUCCUCAACCAUAUCGAAAAUGACAAUUGCAGUGAUUCGUCCGUUGCAUUUCACCGUAAACAGUAGUAAGAUGCACCACUCCAAAGCAACGUUUCGCGAGUUCCUAGUUGCUGGCACAGCUUCUUUGUCGGCGGUCGUCAUGGGCGUCGCACUGGGUUGGCCCUCGCCAAUGUUCCAAAAGCUUACAGAGUACGACCUCUCGGAUAACCCGAUCGGUAAGGUCAUCGUCGAGAGUGAACAAUCCUGGAUCAACUCUGUGCUGGCAAUCGGAGGCUUCUUUGGACCGUUUGCGGCAGGAUAUCUUGCCGAUCGCAGCGGUAGGAAGAUCACGUUACUGCUGAGCGCGCUUGUACACGCUGCCGGGUGGAUUAUGCUGCUGACGGCCGAUUCAGUCCAGAUGAUGAUUGCUGCCCGGUUUGUUCUGGGCUUCGGAAGUGGUUGCAUUCUAGUUACAUUACCCAUGUACGUUGGAGAAAUUGCCAGCGAUAAGUACCGUGGAAUAUUGGGAUCAUUUCUGCAGAUUGGUCAAACGAUAGGCAUCCUUUACGUUUACUGCAUAGGACCGUACGUGGGAUACUACGCUUUCCAGUGGAUCUGCUGCGCCGUUCCCAUUCUUUUCAUGGUAGUUUUUGGAUACAUGCCGGAAACGCCACACUAUUUCGUGUCCAAAGGACUUUAUCAGCAAGCGACACUAUCGUUGAUGUACCUUCGUGACGGUUCGGCAGAAGAAAUUCAGUCCGACCUUCUGGCAGUGAAGCAGUUCCUGCAGCAAGAGGAUCAAGAACAGAACUCCAAUGCCUUGAGGAAUCUGUUUACUAAAGCGGCCAACCUGAAAGCGUUGAUGAUCAGUUUCUGUCUGAUAUCGCUGCAACAGUGGAGUGGAAUUGAUUGCAUUCUCUCGAACAGCGAGCUUAUCUUUGAUGAGGCGAAAAUAUCGUUAUCGGCCGAUGUGUCCACCAUUAUCAUGGGCGUGAUUCAAGUGGUUUGCUGUUGUGUGACCUUGCUGUUUGUAGACCGUGUCGGACGCAAGCCGGUGCUGAUGAGUUCCGCGUUGGGUCUUACGGUGGCCUUGGUGCUGCUCGGAUCUUACUUCAUGAUGCAGCAGACGGGUGUCGGUGCGCAAUACAUUAGCUGGAUUCCAUUGACGGGCAUGAUUGGAUUCAUUGCAAUCUAUAACUUUGGAUUCGGACCGGUGCCGUGGGCGAUAGCCGCGGAGAUAUUCGCCCACGACGUUAAAGCCAUCGGGAAUACGAUCAAUGUGUCGGUUUCGUGGAUUCUCGAUUUUUUAGCUUUGAGAUUUUUUCUGUUGAUUAGCGAAUCGUUCGGAUUUGAGUGGGCGUUUUGGAUCUUUGCCAUCAUCUGUGCGGUAGCAUUUUUCUUUACCUUGUUUUUCGUGAUAGAAACGAAGGGGCUCAGCCUACAGGAAAUUCAAGAGAAAUUGGGAAGAAAACCGAUCCAAGAAGAGCAGUGCCGGAAUGAAUCUAAGGUGUGUUAACCUAAAUCAAUUUCGUUAUUUAUGUUGAGUUUUAAGAAAUUUGUGAUAUGAAAUAAAAUUUAAAUCUAAAGGAUUCUAUUCAGUAGCUUUUUAUUAAAGUACUUUUCAUUCGGCUUUCGAUAAACGCAGUCGGCCACUUGCGAACGCUGUGCUUUUCGACA
Messenger RNA from Armigeres subalbatus, 1672 nucleotides. RefSeq names its product facilitated trehalose transporter Tret1-2 homolog. The coding region runs from base 36 to 1511 and encodes 491 amino acids. Gene Ontology annotation, biological process: carbohydrate transport; transmembrane transport. Gene Ontology annotation, cellular component: membrane. Gene Ontology annotation, molecular function: sugar transmembrane transporter activity. The transcript is spliced from 2 exons. NCBI's taxonomy places the organism in Eukaryota, Metazoa, Arthropoda, Insecta, Diptera, Culicidae. The record is from RefSeq and is a predicted model, not a curated record.